CUAACAAAUCCCUUCUCUCUAUGGCAAACAAAAGCUUUUUCUCGGUAUUAAGCGAACGUUUAUAUAUCGAAAAAAAUUUACCUGAAGAUGAGGAGGAUAUUAAUAAUGCUUUUAAAUCACUCACAGCUCCUGAACAGAUG
Molecule: messenger RNA, 140 nt
Organism: Entrophospora candida
Lineage: Eukaryota; Fungi; Glomeromycota; Glomeromycetes; Entrophosporales; Entrophosporaceae
Source: the annotation of a GenBank genome assembly